UUCUCCGGUGAUUGGCGCAUGCCCUGUCACUCACCUAGCUUAUUAAGGAAGGGGGUGCAAGCUGCCAAGAUGAAGCACUACGAGGUGGAGAUACUGGAUGCUAAGACCAAGGACAAGCUCUGCUUCCUGGAUAAGGUUGAGCCAAAUGCCACUAUCGGGGAGAUCAAGUCUAUGUUCCACAAGAGCCGUGAAUCCCAGUUUUAUCCAGCCAGACAGUCCAUUCGCCUCGACCCCAAGGGCAAGUCUCUGAAGGAUGAGGAGGUUCUGCAGCAUCUGCCUGUGGGAACCACGGCGACCUUCUACUUUAGGGCUGGAGCUCAGAUCAGCUGGGUCACAGUCUUCCUGACAGAGUACACUGGUCCUCUGGUCAUUUAUCUGUUGUUCUACUUCCUUCCCUUCAUCUACGCACCCAAAUAUGACUUUACCACCAGUAAACACGGGGUUGUACAUCUCGCCUGUAUGUGUCACUCUUUCCACUACGAAAGACUGUUGGAGACGCUCUUUGUCCACCGCUUCUCUCAUGGAACCAUGCCGUUACGCAACAUUUUCAAGAACUGUACCUACUACUGGGGCUUUGCAGCAUGGAUGGCCUAUUACAUCAACCACCCACUGUACACUGUUUCAGUCUAUGGAGAACAACAGAUCCGACUGGCCCUCAUCAUAUUCUUGUUCUGCCAGUUCGGCAACUUUUCCAUCCACAUUGCUCUCCGAAACCUCCGUCCACCAGGUUCUAAGACCAGGAAGAUUCUACCAACUAAAAACCCCUUCACCUGGAUCUUCAUGCUGGUCUCCUGCCCCAACUACACCUACGAGUUGGGCUCUUGGCUCGGCUUCACCCUGAUGACCCAAUGCCUGCCGGUGGCCUUCUUCACUCUGGUGGGCUUCAUCCAGAUGACUGUGUGGGCCAAGGGGAAGCAUCGCAGCUACCUGAAGGAGUUCCGCGACUACCCUCCCCUCCGCUCCCCCAUCCUCCCCUUUGUCCUGUAGAGGACUGCUGAGCUUCUUCCCUGCUUCCUCCCCUGAAUGUAGAAGUCCACCCCGUUCCCUAACUUAUGUCCCUGAACAUAAAACGGCGUUCUUUCCGUUUUCAUGUCCUCAAAUCUACACUGGAGCCUGUUAGACUGACUGUAAGAUCCUAACUCCCUUUUCACUACAAAAAAAGUUGUCUGUGUCCAUCCUGCAAAGGAACAAUGCUCAACACAACACCCCUGUACUGGUUUUUUUAUUGUCCUCAAACAAACUCAUGCUGAUUGGUUGAUUUGUGCUUUUCAGCUCCCAGAUCAGUCCACCAGUGAAUAACAUGCUUUACAUAAGAGCUGUGGUUUGUCGUAGACUGCAUCUGCUUAAGUAACUUUCAGCAAGUCUUAAACUGUUAAGUUUUCCAAACCAUAAGUCUAAAUUUGACACCAUGACAACUUUUCAUUUUGUUGAUGUCUGAAGUAAUUUAUUAAUAAAAGGUAAACCACA
This is a messenger RNA of Sphaeramia orbicularis (orbiculate cardinalfish), 1467 nucleotides long. RefSeq names its product very-long-chain enoyl-CoA reductase-like. Gene Ontology annotation, molecular function: oxidoreductase activity, acting on the CH-CH group of donors. NCBI's taxonomy places the organism in Eukaryota, Metazoa, Chordata, Actinopteri, Kurtiformes, Apogonidae. The record is from RefSeq and is a predicted model, not a curated record. Gene Ontology annotation, biological process: very long-chain fatty acid biosynthetic process.